AUGACAUCGUACGCAAUACCAAGUGCCCACACCACAGAUACCAAAAUCACAUUCAUUCCCGUCUUUACAAGUGAACGGCUUGUAUCCUUGGACGAUGACUUCAGUUCUGAUGACGAGGAACAGUCCAUUUUCCAGACUACCAAGAAAAAGGCCGACCACCGAUUCGAGGCCCAACAGGAUUCAGAAAGUGAUGCUCUGGAUGCCGAGGACGAACCUGAGUCCGUAUCCAAAACAGAAAGUGGACCAAAACCAAAGCUAGAUGAAACCUCCGCAAUGGUCGAGGAGCAACAUAGUCGGGCCAACAAGCUCAAACGCCUUACACCUGAACAGCUUGCCAAAGAACAAAAGAAAAUCAAGCGCACGGGUGUGUGCUACUUAUCGUCAAUUCCGCCAUACAUGAAACCAGUCAAGUUGCGGUCUGUCUUGAGCAAAUUUGGCAAGUUGGACCGUAUUUUCUUGAAGCCCGAGGACCCCACAUCAUAUCAUAGAAGAGUCAAAUAUGGUGGCAACAAGAAAAAGCGGUUCACCGAAGGCUGGGUUGAGUUUACUAAGAAAACCGACGCCAAGUUAUGCGCGGAGACCAUGAACGGGAACAUUUUGGGAGGAAAAAAGUCCUCGUACUAUCACGACGACAUCAUCAACAUCAAGUAUCUCCCUGGAUUCAAGUGGUUUGACUUGACCCAGCAGAUUUCGAAGGAGAACGAAAUCAGACAGGCCAAAUUGGCAUUGGAGAUCUCGCAACAGGCCAAACUCGACAAGAGUUUCGUCAACAAUGUCGAGAGAUCCAAGCACUAUGAGCGCAAGAGAAAAGCUCAGGGUGACGAUGUGGAGGAGCCCAAAUUCAAGCGUGACUUUAGCCAGCAUGCUAUUGCCAGUACCCGGGCAGAUGCGAAGCAAAAGUUCAAGAAAGAGAAGAACUCGGACAAUCUUGAGAGCGUGCUCUCGAAGGUCUUCUAA
Molecule: messenger RNA, 957 nt
Organism: Metschnikowia bicuspidata var. bicuspidata NRRL YB-4993
Lineage: Eukaryota; Fungi; Ascomycota; Pichiomycetes; Serinales; Metschnikowiaceae
Product: RNA-binding ATPase activator
Exons: 2
Coding region: 1-957 (318 amino acids)
Biological process (GO): small-subunit processome assembly; endonucleolytic cleavage in 5'-ETS of tricistronic rRNA transcript (SSU-rRNA, 5.8S rRNA, LSU-rRNA); endonucleolytic cleavage to generate mature 5'-end of SSU-rRNA from (SSU-rRNA, 5.8S rRNA, LSU-rRNA)
Cellular component (GO): nucleolus
Molecular function (GO): RNA binding
Source: RefSeq, a predicted model, not a curated record